Molecule: messenger RNA, 4552 nt
Organism: Trifolium pratense (red clover)
Lineage: Eukaryota; Viridiplantae; Streptophyta; Magnoliopsida; Fabales; Fabaceae
Product: phospholipid-transporting ATPase 1-like
Exons: 7
Coding region: 652-4320 (1222 amino acids)
Biological process (GO): phospholipid translocation
Cellular component (GO): plasma membrane
Molecular function (GO): ATP binding; ATPase-coupled intramembrane lipid carrier activity; ATP hydrolysis activity
Source: RefSeq, a predicted model, not a curated record
AAUACAUGUAAGAAUAUAUUCACAUUUAGAUCUUUUGAUUCUACAAUGAAAUAAUUUUGUAGCCAAUACCUUCAUAGAGAUUGAACUACCCCUAACUUAUCGACAAGUUUAUAUUUAUUUUUUUCCAUCAAUAAAAGACAAAUAAUUAAAUAAACAUAAGGUUGUUAAUCAAAUUUUUUAAUAUAUGUGAAUAGUGUUUCUAGACACACAAUUAUGACUUGUUCACCAUUUCCUUGCAUUGCCCGCCAUAGACUUACUACCUUUGACCUUCUUAAUCUCUCUCUCUUCAACACGUUUUUUCUUCUCCAAUAUUACUAUCAACACCCUUUUUUUUUCUUCUAUACUUUAUAUUCUUUCAUUCUCUUAAUAUUCAUUCCAAAAACUGCUGCAAAAACUUCUUUCUUUUCCUCAAAACCAAGUUCCUUUGUCUCACAUAUCAUUCAUUUCAUUCAUUCGUAGCAACUUUCUAGUUCUUGGCUAGUUUUGUUUCUUUCAAAUUUCAAGUGUUUCUAUAAAUAUAACAUGUUUGAAGAAUCUUCGAACCGAGACAUCUUUUAACUAAGGACAAAACUCUCAAAGCAGACAAUACCUCAGAACGUAGUGCAACAGACUUGAGGUUGGAACCCGGAGCACGAAGCAGAUUAUAAGUUCAUGGAUUCUAAGAGACCACUUUUGUUACAAUCACCAAGGACAACAAAUGAUCAAGAGUUUCCAACAAUUCCAGUUUUUCCUGAGCUACCAAAAUCAAAGUCAAGUUCAAGCAAUACAGUAACAUUUUCUGGUGUUGAAUAUGGUCAACAAGUUGAUCACAAAACCUCUUCAAACUCAUCAACAUCAUCAAGUAAAAGUGCCAUGUCAAUUCAUUCAAUGAGUUCUAGCAAGAGGAACAAUAGUUUAAACCAUUCAGGAUCAAAAAAGCCUGUAACUGUGAGAUAUGGUUCAAAAGGUGGUGGUGAUUCUGAUGGAUUGACUAUGUCACAAAGGGAACUUAGAGAUGAAGAUGCAAGAUUGGUUUAUAUCAAUGAUCCUGAGAAAACCAAUGAGAGUUUUGAAUUUUUCGGAAAUUCAAUAAGAACUGCUAAAUACUCAAUCCUUACUUUCAUUCCAAGGAAUUUGUUUGAACAGUUUCAUAGAGUUGCUUAUGUAUAUUUUCUCAUCAUUGCUAUUCUCAAUCAGCUUCCUCAACUUGCAGUUUUCGGAAGAUAUGUUUCGAUUCUACCAUUAGCUUUCGUUCUGUUUGUUACCGGUGUGAAAGAUGCUUUUGAGGAUUGGAGGAGACACAAUUCAGAUAAAGUUGAGAAUAACAGGUUAGCAUCAGUUUUGAUUAAUGAUGGUAGUUUCGUAGAGAAGAAAUGGAAGGAUAUUAGGGUUGGUGAGAUUGUAAAAAUCAAAACAAAUGAAACAAUUCCUUGUGAUAUUGUUUUGUUGUCAACUAGUGAUCCAACUGGUGUUGCAUAUGUGCAAACUAUUAAUCUUGAUGGUGAGUCUAAUUUGAAGACUCGGUACGCGAAACAAGAGACAGGUUCAAAGGUUCAGCCGAGGUAUACUGGUUUAAUUAAGUGCGAGAAACCGAAUAGGAAUAUCUAUGGAUUUAUGGCGAAUAUGGAAAUUGAUGGUAAGAAGUUGUCACUUGGAUCAACCAACAUUGUGCUUAGAGGAUGUGAGCUCAAAAAUACUAGUUGGGCGCUUGGUGUCGCGGUUUAUUGUGGCCGCGAUACCAAAGCUAUGCUCAACAGUUCAGGAGCUCCAACAAAGAGAAGUAGGCUUGAGACACGGAUGAAUUACGAAAUCAUUAUGCUGUCCUCUUUUCUUGUUGCAUUGUGUACGAUCACAUCGGUUUGUGCUGCGGUUUGGUUGAAGCGCCAUAAGGACGAGCUGAAUUUGUUGCCUUAUUAUAGGAAACUUGAUUUUUCGAAACCGAAAGUUGACGACUAUAAGUACUAUGGAUGGGGAUUGGAAAUCUUUUUCACAUUCCUUAUGUCAGUUAUAGUUUAUCAAGUCAUGAUUCCUAUUGCUUUGUACAUUUCUAUUGAGCUUGUUCGCGUUGGCCAGGCCUAUUUCAUGAUCGAAGACCAUCGGUUGUAUGAUGAGGCUACUGAUUCAAAAUUUCAGUGCAGGGCUUUGAAUAUUAAUGAAGAUUUGGGGCAAAUUAAGUAUGUGUUCUCAGAUAAAACUGGUACACUUACUGAGAAUAAGAUGGAGUUUCAAUGUGCUAGCAUUUGGGGAGUUGAUUACAGUUCCACAAAAGCCAACAUGGAUGGUGAGCAAGGUGAAUACUCAGUGCAAGUUGAUGGAAAAGUGUUGAAGCCAAAGAUGAAAGUGAAAGUUAAUCCAGAGCUUUUGAAAUUGGCAAGAAGUGCAGUUGAAAACGAGGAAGGAAAAAGGAUUUAUGAUUUCUUUCUAGCACUUGCAACCUGCAAUACUAUUGUGCCUCUUGUUGUUGACACACCUGAUUCUGAUGUUAAGCUGUUAGAUUACCAAGGUGAAUCACCGGAUGAACAAGCAUUGGCGUAUGCUGCCGCAGCCUAUGGUUUUAUGCUUAUUGAACGAACCUCCGGCCACAUUGUCAUCGAUAUUCAUGGAAAAAGACUAAAGUUCAAUGUCUUGGGUUUACAUGAAUUUGACAGUGAUAGAAAAAGGAUGUCGGUUAUAUUAGGCUACCCCGACAGCUCAGUAAAACUCUUUGUCAAAGGAGCAGACACAACCAUGUUUAAUGUAAUAGACAAAUCAUACAACAUGGACUUAAUAAAAUCCACAGAAACUCAUCUUCACUCAUAUUCAUCCCUUGGUUUAAGAACACUUGUUAUCGGAAUGAAAGAGCUCAACACUUCAGAGUUUGAGGAAUGGCAUGCAGCCUAUGAAGCAGCAAGCACUGCGGUAUUCGGUAGGGCUGCACUGCUCAAAAAGAUUUCAAACAAUGUUGAAAGCAAUGUUUGCAUUCUAGGAGCUUCUGCUAUUGAAGAUAAACUUCAACAAGGUGUGCCGGAAGCUAUUGAGUCUCUAAGAGCAGCAGGGAUUAAAGUUUGGGUUUUGACUGGUGACAAGCAAGAAACUGCUAUAUCUAUCGGAUUCUCGUCAAAACUUUUAACAAGAAACAUGACUCAGGUUAUUAUUAAUAGUAAUAAUAGAGUUUCAUGUAGAAAAAAUCUCAAAGAUGCUCUUGAAAGGUCCAGAAAACUUAUGUCUACCUUUGGUGUUGGCAACAAUGAUGGAGCAGUUGCAAAUCAGAUAGCUUUGAUUAUUGAUGGUGGAAGCCUUGUACACAUUCUUGAUAGUGAACAUGAAGAAGAGCUAUUUCAACUUGCAAGUUUGUGUUCUGUUGUUCUUUGUUGUCGAGUUGCUCCAUUGCAAAAGGCUGGUAUUGUUUCCCUUGUGAAGAAUAGGACAUCUGACAUGACACUAGCCAUUGGAGAUGGUGCUAAUGAUGUGUCAAUGAUUCAAAUGGCUGAUGUUGGAGUUGGUAUCAGUGGACAAGAGGGUAGACAAGCUGUAAUGUCGUCCGAUUUUGCAAUGGGACAGUUUAGGUUUUUAGUUCCUCUCUUAUUGAUACAUGGUCACUGGAAUUACCAAAGACUUGGUUACAUGAUACUAUACAAUUUCUACAGAAAUGCUGUCCUUGUUCUUGUCCUAUUUUGGUAUGUGCUCUACACCGCCUUCACUUUGACAACUGCUAUAAAUGAAUGGAGUUCGACAUUAUAUUCAAUAAUCUACAGUGCACUACCAACUAUUAUUGUUGGAAUUCUUGACAAAGAUCUUGGUAGAAGCACUCUCCUAAAGUUUCCACAACUUUAUAGUGCUGGCCAAAGAGAUGAAGCCUACAACAAGAAAUUGUUUCUGCUAACAAUGGCUGAUACUUUGUGGCAAAGUAUGGUUAUCUUUUGGCCUCCACUCUUUGCAUAUUGGAAAAGUACUAUUGAUGUAGCAAGUAUAGGAGAUCUUUGGACUAUUGCGACGGUUAUUUUGGUCAAUUUACAUUUGGCUAUGGAUGUUGUUAGAUGGUAUUGGGUUACUCAUGCUGUCAUUUGGGGAUCUAUUGUUGCAACUUUCAUUUCUGUCAUGAUCAUUGAUGCUAUACCUCAACUUCCUGGUUACUGGGCUUUCUUUCAUGUUUCAAGCAGUGGAUUGUUUUGGGCAUUGUUGCUAGGAAUUGUGAUAGCAGCAUUACUUCCACGUUUGGUUGUAAAAUUUAUUUAUGAAUAUUAUUUUCCUAGUGAUAUUCAAAUUUCAAGAGAAGCUGAAAAGAUUAAACAAUAUCAAAGAGUUGCUGAAAAUGGACAAAUAGAAAUGCUUCCUAUCUCAGAUCAGCAACAACAUAGAUAAGAGCAGUGAUUUUUCUUUUUUAUUUUGUAAAGUUGCAUAUUCUUUAGGCUAGCUAGUUCAUACAAUCAUAGUAUUUCUCUUUGCUGCGGAUUUCAUAGGUAGCUAUCCAAAGGAUAGAGUUUUUUUGUUACACUUUAUAGGUUUGUUAUUAUAUUUUCAUUCUUUGUGUCUAUAGUUUGUUCUGUUGUAAAUUACCAUUGAAUAUUACAAAAGAAAAGGUUGAUUUCAUUGA